Messenger RNA from Vigna umbellata (rice bean), 525 nucleotides. RefSeq lists its product as uncharacterized. NCBI's taxonomy places the organism in Eukaryota, Viridiplantae, Streptophyta, Magnoliopsida, Fabales, Fabaceae. The record is from RefSeq and is a predicted model, not a curated record.
AUGGACACUAUCAUAGUGGACCAAGGUCAGACAAUGUAUGGCUUUUUUGAACCUCAGGUUUAUUGUGUUGGUAACUGGUUAGAGCAACUUGAAAACAUGAAGCUUUCUUGCCUCUUUGCUUUGCUCUUGGUGGUUGGAGCAACCGUGAUGUUCCUUAACAUCUUAAGUCCUACCAGGGCCUCCGGUGCAUAUGUUCUUCUGCUACUUGAUUUUGUUACUCUUUAUUUCAAUAAAGCAAAUCUUCAAACUCUUUUUGUUUUCAUUUGGUCUUGUUGUGCAUGCAUAUCAGAUUUGAUUGAAACCAACAGUGGAGAUAAAGCCACACGGAUUGCAGCAGUAAGCAGGAAACUGAAGGAAAAUGGGAAUCGUAACAACAUUGGUGAUAUGGGUGAAGUGAGUCUGACUGAUUAUGAUGUUGAUCCAGUGCCAACUUCAUCAAAGUUCUUGGAACCUGGACCUAUUCAACAUGGAAGCCCUCUGAAUCCUUACAUUCCAAAACCUCCACCUCCUGGAGAUUAUGACUAA